Molecule: messenger RNA, 1037 nt
Organism: Struthio camelus australis
Lineage: Eukaryota; Metazoa; Chordata; Aves; Struthioniformes; Struthionidae
Source: RefSeq, a predicted model, not a curated record
CUUUGGUGCUGGUGAGACCGCGUCUUGGCACAAGAGCCCCGUCCGGGGCUCACCAGGGCACGAGGGAUCCGGGCAUACUGGAGAGAGCCCCGUGGAGGCCACCGAGAUGGUCGGGGCUGGAGCACAUGGCAGAUGGGAAAAGACUGAGGGAACCGGGUUUGUUCGGCCUGCAGAAGGGAAGGUGAAGGACUUUGUCUUCACAAUGUUUGGGGACUUAUUUGAAGAGGAUUUUUCCUUUAUUUCAAAUAAUCAAUGUGGAAAAGGGACGAAGUCAAAGCACAAAGAUACCGAGCCUCCAGCUCCCAGGGAGUUCACCAACCUAAGUGGCAUCAAAAAUCAGGGUGGGACCUGCUACCUCAAUUCCCUUUUACAGACUCUGCUUUUCACACCUGAAUUUAGAGAGGCGCUGUUCUCUCUAGGACCUGAGGAACUUGGGACUCUGGAUGAUACUGGUAAACCAGAUGCAAAGGUUCGAAUAAUUCCAUUACAGCUUCAACGGUUAUUUGCUCAGCUUCUGCUCUUAGACCAGCAGGCAGCAUCUACAACAGACCUUACUGAGAGCUUUGGAUGGAAUAGUAAUGAGGAAAUGAGGCAGCAUGAUGUGCAGGAAUUGAAUCGGAUUCUGUUCAGUGCUCUGGAAACUUCCCUUGUUGGGACUUCAGGUCAUGACAUUAUUAAUCGAUUGUACCAUGGGAUUGUUGUCAACCAGAUUGUUUGUAAAGAAUGCAAGAAUGUCAGUGAGAGACAGGAAGAUUUCUUAGACUUAACAGUGGCUGUAAAAGGUGUAGCUGGCUUGGAAGAGGCCCUGUGGAACAUGUAUGUGGAAGAAGAAUACUUUGAAAAUGAUAACUUGUAUCGAUGUGGAGCCUGUGAUAAACUCGUUGAAGCCUCAAAGGUAAUGCGUUCGGUGAUUCCCAGUAUUCAGUUCGGUAACAGUUAGGAACUCAGCUUAUGUUUAUAUGUCCGCUCUCUACCUCCAAAAUGAGAAAAUCUGUAUCUGUAAUCACAUGACAUAUAAUAAAAGGGUGCCAAAAACU